Lachnellula hyalina is the source of this 1884-nucleotide messenger RNA. RefSeq names its product Dehydrogenase. The coding region runs from base 1 to 1884 and encodes 627 amino acids. Gene Ontology annotation, molecular function: flavin adenine dinucleotide binding; oxidoreductase activity, acting on CH-OH group of donors. Lineage: Eukaryota; Fungi; Ascomycota; Leotiomycetes; Helotiales; Lachnaceae. The record is from RefSeq and is a predicted model, not a curated record. The transcript is spliced from 5 exons.
AUGGCCGCUACCCCUGCAACCUUGCCCGUUCUGAAGUCAAUUGAAGACUUUAUAGAGGGUUCUUAUGAUUACAUUGUUGUUGGAGGUGGAAAUGCUGGACUUACUCUUGCUGGCCGUCUAUCAGAGGACCCAAGCAUCAGCAUUGCUGUAAUCGAGGCAGGUGGCGCUAAGAUUGGAGAUCCUGGAGUGCUGACGCCAGCCGCUUUCCCAAGUCUGUUCGGGAAGCCGGAAUAUGACUGGGAUUUCCACACCUUGCCGCAGGCAGGUACCAAUGGGACUAAACAUAGUUGGGCGAGGGGAAAGCUCCUUGGGGGGACUAGCGCUAUAAACUAUAUGAUGUACGCACGGGGACAGGUUGAAGAGUUCAACGACUGGAACAGAAUUGCAGGUGUUAAGAACUGGGGCUGGGACGGCAUUAAACCAUACUUUUCAAAGUGUGAGUCUUUUGACAAAAGAAUAUCUCCGGAAGAUAAAGACAGCAAGGACUAUUCCCACUUGGAAGAGCACCACAACUAUGAUGGUCCUAUCAAGACAAGUUAUGCAAGCUUCCGAUCAAGUUCUGAGAGAGCUUACCAUGAAGCCGCCAUCAACUGUGGUUUCAAAGUCCCUGUAGAUGCUUGGAGUGGUGUUAACCAUGGCAUUGGCGCCAAUUUAUCAACCAUCGACCGUAGCGGGCCCGGAACUCGAAGCUACGCAGUGACAGGCUAUUUGGUUCCCAAUGGCCAACGACCAAACCUCGCUGUCUUGACUGAUGCUCAUGUGGAGAAAGUCAUCUUUGAGAAAGGCACCGAUGGAACUCAAGUCGCUAAAGGGGUUGCUUUCUCCCAUGGUGGAAAGUCCUACACACUACUCCACAAAGGCGCAACUAUCCUCUCCGCAGGUGCAGUAAUGACGCCCCAGAUCCUCGAGCUUUCCGGUAUUGGAUCGAAGUCAGUCCUGGACAAGGCAGGUGUUGAAUGCCUAAUCGACAAUCCAAGAGUUGGCGAUGUUGAAGAUCACAUUAUGAGUGGCAUUACUUACAAUCUGGUCGACGGAGAAUUUUCGCUUGAUCAUGUCAACACUCCUGAAGUCUUUACCAAAUUAGCCAAGCAAUAUGCAGCUGGCGAAGGCGGUCCCUUGGCUCACGGUGUUUCAAACAGCGGGUUUCUCUCUCUUUUCGAUGUCAGCACCGAGGAGGAAAGAAAGAACAUUUACGAACUGGUCGAAACGCACAAGAAGACACUCACAAACGACUUCGACCGCAAGCGCGAAGAUAUGCUCUUGGCUCGGUUGAAAGAUCCCAAAGCUGCCAUAUUGCAAUUUAUUUCCCUCAACGUAAACAUCGACUUUGGUGCUAGACACGACAUGAGUAUUUUCCUGGGACAAUCUGUCGGCACAACCCGAUGGUCGACAUGUGUUGGUCUGCACCACUGCUUUUCUCGUGGGUCGAUUCACAUCACAUCCUCGGACCCGAAAAGCCCUCCAGCCAUCGAUGCUGCAAUCCUUGACCACCCUGUCGACGAGUUGCUCAUGUCAUUUGGCGUACGUCUCAUAGAUAAAAUACUCAAUACGUCCCCGAUGAAGGAGAAGCUCGCGAGCCGUGUCCGUCCUACCCCAGAGGUUGAUUUGAGCGAUACCGAACAAGCUGUCAAGUAUAUCAAGGGCCAUACAGGCACCGAAUUCCACCCAAUUGCAGGUGCAAGUCUGGGAUUGGUGGUAGAUGAUGAACUGAAUGUUAAGGGGGUGAAGGGUUUGAAGGUUUGCGAUUCUAGUAUCAUUCCAUUGCAUAUAAGUGGAAACACUCAGGGGAUAUGUUAUGCCAUGGGAGAGAAAGCUGCGGAUAUGCUCAAAGAGGACAGAAGAGCGGCGGCUACCACUAAGAAAUUGGGAGAAUUGACUUUGUAG